Messenger RNA from Botrytis cinerea B05.10, 1029 nucleotides. RefSeq lists its product as hypothetical. The record is from RefSeq and is a predicted model, not a curated record. NCBI's taxonomy places the organism in Eukaryota, Fungi, Ascomycota, Leotiomycetes, Helotiales, Sclerotiniaceae. Bases 46 to 789 code for a protein of 247 amino acids. The transcript is spliced from 2 exons.
GCAGCCCGCGGAAAAUUACUCAUACGCUCAAACUAUUCCAUCAAAAUGCUUUUAACAACAAUUAUAGGUGCUAUCGCCGGGAUCUAUUUACUCGGCCACACAGCGAACUACUACGGCAUUAGUCCCAUGAUUAUCGACAAAGUUUAUCGCACCUUCCCAUCUCUUUUCCCAAGUCCUAAGCCUCGUUCAGUAGACCCAAUACUAGAAGCGGCCUCUCGCAUGGCAGCCGAACGUCAUCUACUCCACCCCAGAUUCAAUUACACUAUGCGUACUAUUUUCCACAUUAGCGGCUGCACAGUUUAUGGGUAUCCCUCUACCGGUGGUAUUUUCAUCAAAGAAAAUGCGAAUAUUGUUGAUAUGAAUUUUUUAUCUCUGGACCGUCUUCACUCAACUCCAAGAUCACCUGAUCCCAUCGAAGAGGAUGAAUUUUGUAUCUUGAUGCGAAAGAUUGGGGCAAUCUGGUGGAGUAGCGAACAUCUUCACGAGAGACAAUGGACUUCUUCAGAAGAUAUCUACGAUCAAGCAGGUGUACAGCGCCCAAUGCCUACGAAUGUACAGAAAAUAGGCUUAGUCUUCGGAUGGCCAUCAAAGGGAGGUGUUUGGGUACUGAGAUAUAAUUCGCAUAAAUGCAAUGAGGAUUUGUUGCCGAGAGAUUUCGGGAGAAUCAACAUGGCGAUGAAUAUGGAUGAGAGGGUGGAAAUUAUGCGGGAAUAUAAUGCUAGUUUCUAUGAAACCGAACAGGACGUAGAGGAACUUGGUGACGGAUACUGGAGAGUAGAGGCCGAUUAGUGCGUGUGGUGAUAUGGUGAAAUAUUUGACUGUUUACUUCAUUCACUUGAGUCGCAGUGUGGUAAGCCAUUCUUUAUGCUAGGCAGUAAUAAGGCGUCGUAGUGAUAUCUGGGAAGCUUGCUCUUAUCACUCCAUUCGAAUUUUGAAGAGGGGUUCUUGAAAAUUAGAGUUAUAAAUCCCAGGGAAAAACGAAAGCAGUCGGGUUCCAGCUCUCCAUAUCUGCCUGCCUUGAAUUGAUUA